Sphaeroforma arctica JP610 is the source of this 269-nucleotide messenger RNA. RefSeq lists its product as hypothetical. The annotation marks the transcript as partial. Lineage: Eukaryota; Ichthyosporea; Ichthyophonida. The record is from RefSeq and is a predicted model, not a curated record. The transcript has a single exon.
CAAGCAGCGUACGGGCUCUGGAAGCACCCCAGGCCAUGGUUGCCAAUGACCCCGGCACGAGUGAACAACCGGAAAGUAACCAUAAGAUGAUGCCUCAUCUUAUCAAUCGCCUCUUGCACCGGUUCAAAAGCUACUUGGCGCUAGAGGCUGGAGGUGCAAUGUCACACACCGUGGAAGUGUUUGAUUUGGAGCUAGAUGUGAAGAAUGGUCAGGAUGAAAGGCAAGUUGCUGAACGCUUGGUGGCUAAGUUGAAUAGACAUGGAGAUUGA